GGAAACGAACGUUUUUUUCCUCAACUUUUAAUCCAGAAUCACCAAAAAGACAUGGCAGCUUCCUGGAUCACCCCUCCAACGAGAACGGAACUAAUUGAAAAUCUAGUGUCUGGUGUAGACCGUUACAACCCUUCCAACGUCGGUAUCCUCGAGGACUAUCUAUAUCACCAAAUACGGAGUCAGGAAUACGAUUGCUUGGCUAAUCUUGCAAUCUUGAAGCUUUACCAAUUCAACCCAGAUCUCUACAACCCCGACGUGGUCAUAAACAUCCUCAUAAAAGCCCUUGGCGCCUCUCCUCUGCCUGACUUCAACCUUUGCAUAUCACUGCUCGAUGAGAGACCACCAAAUGCCUCUCUUGAUGAGCCUGAUCCACUUCCUGUUCUUCUUCCUGUUCUUCACGGACUGCAUCACCUUCUCUAUCGUUGCCGGUUCCCUGCAUUCUGGAGGGCUUACCGGUCAGACCAACUGGAGAGUCUGCGGGACAAUUACACUGUCGAAUGCGCAGGGUUCGAGGAUUCGAUACGGGAAGUUGUCAUUCGUGCUGUGAAAUCAACUUUCACUCGCAUUGGCACCGAUCGUUUAGGCCUGUAUCUCGAUUUGGACUCACCAGAAGAGUUGAAAUCAUACAUUGACAAGCUUGGAUGGACGCUGAAUUCUGAAGGGACCGUUGUUAAUAUCCCUGCCAACCUCGAUAACCAGAUCGAGGCUGUCGUAGUUCAGGAGAGCAUCAAACUUCCCCAACUCACUAAAGUGAUCGCACAAGCAGCAAGGUCGUAGUCAAAUUAUAUUGUACUGUAACACCUCCUUCUAUUCACUUACACCAGACUCAUCCAUAUGCUGGUGAAUAU
This is a messenger RNA of Lentinula edodes (shiitake mushroom), 848 nucleotides long. Its product is annotated as ARM repeat-containing protein. The transcript has 5 exons. Gene Ontology annotation, cellular component: cytoplasm; eukaryotic translation initiation factor 3 complex. Lineage: Eukaryota; Fungi; Basidiomycota; Agaricomycetes; Agaricales; Omphalotaceae. Gene Ontology annotation, molecular function: ribosome binding; translation initiation factor activity. The coding region runs from base 52 to 777 and encodes 241 amino acids. The record is from RefSeq and is a predicted model, not a curated record. Gene Ontology annotation, biological process: regulation of translational initiation.